UUACGCUCGGCCCCAAUGGUAAGUGUGAAACAGUGCUUCGAAGAGUGAAGAAUAAAAAAUCGGGAUUGUAGUUUCAACUGCAUUUUUCCUUUUUCCUGUCGGGAGACAUUUGACCGAUACAAUUUACACUAUUAUCGUAAAACAGUUUAGUGAAUCGGGCUAGAGCCGAGACUUCGGUAAUAAGCAACACUUUGUCAAGCAAACAACAGCGGUCUUUCAAUUUGGUAUUCGCAAACGAGCUCGCGGCCGCGAAAAGUGUGAGUUUGCAAGAAUUUUAUUCAUCGCAGAAAGUGUGAAAAAGGCGAAGGCGGCGUAGUCCCGGUCCGUCGGUAUCAUCAAAGGAAGCAAAGGCGAACGAGAAGCCCCCCAAUUCGUGACAGCAGCAGCAGAACCUCCCGCUUCAAUUCCUUCCAGUUACCGAUACAGCCUAAACCAUCAACUGUCCGAUCGUAGGAAAUGGUAAUGGAAGCACAACCUUCACCGCAAAGUGUUGGCCGCGAGUUCGUGCGCCAAUAUUACACCCUGCUGAACAAGGCUCCUGAUCACCUCUACCGUUUCUACAAUAACUCGUCAAGCUUUGUUCAUGGUGGGCUUGAUUCGAAGAAUCAAGAGGCAACGCUGGUAAUCGGUCAGAAGCAGAUCCAUAACAAGAUUCAACAACUGAACUUCCGGGAUUGCCAUGCUAAAAUCAGCCAGGUGGACUCGCAAGCCACUCUUGGGAACGGUGUUGUGGUGCAGGUGACCGGUGAACUGUCCAACGAUGGCCAACCUAUGCGUCGUUUCACUCAGACUUUCGUCUUGGCCGCUCAGUCUCCCAAAAAGUACUACGUUCAUAAUGACAUUUUCCGCUAUCAGGAUGUUUACUCCGACGAUGAAAUCGAUGAGAAUGAGCGCUCUGGCGGUGAGGACGAAGGGGAUGUGGACAAUAACCUUGUGGUUGAUAACCAAAACAUCCCUGCCAACGUUGCUCCGGUUGUCGUUGCACCAACUAUUGGUCUUCAGCAACAGCCGCAACAACAGCAGCAGCAGCAGCCACCACAGCAACAACAACAGCAGCCGCAGCCGCAGCCGCAACCUCAGCAACAGCUGUAUUAUCCACCAGGAGUGAUGAGUGCUGCCCCUGCCGGUAUAAUUCCUAGUUAUGGGCAACAACAGCAGGCUCAGCAACCGCAGCAGCAGCAACAGCAACAACAACCGCAGCAACUUAAUGGCGUUCAUGACGAUUUACUGAAGACUGUUCCUACACAAACACCCACACAACUCAUACAACCAGCGGGUAUCCAUCCCUCUGUUGGCGUCGUUCCUUCGCAAACUCCGAUUAUUCAACAGCUCCCAAAUGUUGCAACUGGUAUACCAACGGUUGAACCAAUUCAACAACACCUUGCUCAACAACAACAACAGAUGGUUCAACCUCAACCAACCCAUCAACAACUCCAACCUCAACAAAUUCCCCAACAACUACCCCAACCACCUCUUCAGCAACAGCCAUCGCCCAUCCCCGAACCCGAACCCAUCCCUAGCACUCUCACCAUGAACGAACUGGACGCUUCUCUUCCCUCGAUCAUUGAUCCUACCCCGGCGGAAGCGAGUGAUCUCCACGAUCAUCAUCACCUCUCGCAUGGACCAACCGAUUAUAGCGACCAGCAUCCGUCUCUGCAAUCGUCUCAGCAAUCCCAGCAACAACAAAUUACGAAUGAACCGAAAACCUAUGCCAACCUGGUGAAGUCUGGUGGGUCCGGCGUGGGUGGUCCGGGACCGCUGAGUUUCGCUUCGGUGUCCUCACACCAUCACCAGCAACAACAAUCCCAGCAGCAGCAGCAGCAGCAGCAGCAGCAACAGCAUCAGCAUCAUCAACAAAGCUACAAUAAUGUGACUGCUGGACGUCAAUCGGUCCUCUCUCCACCUCCCUCUUCCACGCUGCAAAGCUCCAGCAGCGGCGCUGCCAGCAGUGGCCCAACCAGCAACAACAACGCCGGUUUGAUGGGCAAUAAGUACGACCGUCAGCAGCAACAGGAUCAAAUUGGGCUCGGUCAGGGAGGUCCUAUGCCGCAGCGGAUGCAGAAUCAACAGAGACCCAUUCGGGGCAAUGGACCACCCACUGGCACUGGCGGCAAUGGGCAAAGCACUCUCCGACAGCAGCAGGAUGGUCGGCCGACUUAUCAGAGAAGUUACAAUGAUGGCGGUGAAGAUCGAAGGCAGAGCAAUGCGGCUCAGUUCGGCGAUAACCAUCAACUGUUCUUAGGAAACAUUCCACACCACGCAACAGAGGAAGAACUGAAGGCGCUGUUCAGCAAAUACGGUGCCGUUGUUGAUUUGCGUAUUCAUUCGAAGCCUGGCCAGAAAAUGCCGGGCGUUCGUGCGCCUCCGUAUUACGGUUUCAUCACGUACGAGGAUCCUGCUUCCGUGCAGAAUUGCCUCGCUGACAUGCCGUUGUAUUUCCCCGAAAACUGUCCGGACGGUCAAAAACUGAACGUGGAGGAGAAGAAAACCAGAACACGUGCCCCGGGGGAAACUGGUGGUCGCAUUGGAGGCAGUAACCUCGGUGGAAACGGAAGCAAUGGACCCCGUGGGGGACCAGGAGGCCCCGGAGGACAACAGCGGGGUCUUGGCGGACCGCAGGGUAACAUGAACCGUGGCGGCUCUGGCCAGCGUGGUCUGGGUGGAGUUGGCGGUGGAAGUGGUCGUGGGGGAUAUCCACGGUCGGAUAGGGGCAGCGUGUCGGGCGGCGGUGGUGGACAACGAUCCGGAAAUGGAAACUACCGCUAAAUUCCGCUGCGCGCACACACAAACACGGAUAUCAUCCCAUCGCUUCGAGAGCAGCGCAUCAUUAACGUAACACAGUAAUUUAAUGGAGAGAGGAGUGAGCAAUACAUACAAUGUGUGAAUAUAAUUUAUAAUAAUUACAAUCUCUUAGAGUUGCAACUGCGAAAAGAUAUCGUAGCAAUUACCAUUCAACUAAACAAAAAAGAAAAGAAGCGAGACACGUGUGUUAGAACAGUGCAAAUUUUGAGAACCGCCACUAAGAACGAAACCAACUCCAGAAAAGGGAACUUUGACACAAUAAUUUCUACCGUGAAGCAAACAAAUAAAAAAAAAAUACACGCUGGUGUGUAAUUUAGUAUACAUAAAAUACGCUAGGACAGAUUCGGGCCUUUUUGGUGACAAUUGGGCGCCCGUUUAGGGAAGACAGUUUUUUUUUAAAUUAGAAGUAAACUGCUUUAAACCGACACUAAACUGAACUACUAAAUGCUACCAUUUACUAUGUGUAAUCGUACUUUUAAUAAAAGUUAGCCACUAGAUUUUCAACACAACAAAACAAGGAACAAUAUUUGUACACCUUCAUUAUUAAUCCAAUCUUAUGCAUGGCGUUAUCUAUACCAUUCGGAUCGACGCAAAUAACUUACUCGUUCCGAUCACAAACGGCAAUCCGUGUUUGGCUGUUCGGUUAGGUUGUGUAGAGCUUGCCUCGUCAGGUGCUGUGUAAAGAUCUCUUGAAACGAAACCCUUAUGAUUUUCCCUCUCAUCUCUACCAAUAUCGAUGUUUUGCGGAGCAAAAAUGACUUUGAACGGGAGGACAACUUAAUUCGAAAAAAAAGUAAUAAAACAGACGAUUGCAGUUAGGAAGAAUAUACUUAGGGUAAGUACGUAGAAAAAAGAAACAAAUUCAACCAAUGCGGAAAAGCAACACAGUCUAGAUAGAACUUUCGUGAAUAAUAAUAAUUAUUAUAAUAAUAUGGGAUUUUUUUAAAGUUAGGAUUCAUUUUAUAAUUUAACGAUGGAUCGCUGAAUCUUAAUAAGCCAGUCGAUACAUUGCAAAAUAAAUGUAAAACUAUAGGAGUUGCGAGUAAAAAUUAAAUAUUUGCAGGUUUUGUUCACCUCAUCAUAAUAGUAAACAAAACGAAAUAAAAACCGCAUGCGCGCAAGAAGUUUUUGAACGUGUGCUGAUGAAACUGGAAAGAGUUAUAACAUUAUUUCAAGGUAAUAAAGAAAUAAUAAUUUCAA
Toxorhynchites rutilus septentrionalis is the source of this 4002-nucleotide messenger RNA. It is a transcript of the gene rin, whose product is annotated as ras GTPase-activating protein-binding protein 1. The record is from RefSeq and is a predicted model, not a curated record. Gene Ontology annotation, molecular function: mRNA binding. NCBI's taxonomy places the organism in Eukaryota, Metazoa, Arthropoda, Insecta, Diptera, Culicidae. Gene Ontology annotation, cellular component: ribonucleoprotein complex; cytosol. The transcript is spliced from 6 exons. The coding region runs from base 457 to 2766 and encodes 769 amino acids.